GCGUUGCUCAGAAUGGUUCCAGGGACCCGGUUGGGCAGGUCAGUUUCUCUGCAGGAGGCUGCAGACGCUCGUCCUGGGACAUGGCCCCAGAAGCUCCAGGGAGUUGAACUCACCAGAUGGAUUUCUAAGUGACAUACUAUGGAGCAAUGGGAGAAGAUGCACUCCUGCUGACUAUGUAUCAGAGGACCCUUAACAACAAGGAUGCAGAAAUCCUCUCGCUACAUUUCCAUUGUGAGACCUGCAACCCUAUGGGAGAGGAACAUAUCCCAUGCAAAUCCCAGCCCUCUUCAUGAAAGAGCUGCCUUACCUUGCUCCAGAUUCACUGGUCACAUGAAGAAUUUCUCUGAAUCUCUUAAACUUAGAAGUUUAUGUUUUCUACAUUUUCCAGGAAAGAUUCAGACUCCAGGAGCAUGUAAAAGCCUGCUUUGUGCCCACCCACACACCAUCCCGAGGUCUCCAGUUUUGAGCGCAGCUUCUUUGGAAGAAGAGAGCCAUGCAGAAGCCAGUUCCUUCCAGACACCAUCCAGUGAAUGUGACGAGGCCCUACUGAUCUUCACUGUCAGACGAGAAAUUAAGAGAGCCAGAGCAGCACCUAAAGAGGCUUGGAAGAGUCCAGUUUUGACAAAGAACAUGACAAAAAAGCCUAUUAGAUCCCACUCAGUCACUCCUUUGGACCUGGAGGCUGCAGGCACGCACAUCAAUAGGCAUGCGAGAGUUCAGAACUGGCCCUCCUAUAAUUCUAGGGGAGAUUCUGCCCCACUGGGUCCCGCUGCGAGGCCUUCCACUGCCAUCGGCCUCUGCAGGAAAAGCUAGACCCCCUGGGCUUCGUCGGGUGUCCGGAGUUCCUCGGAGCUGGAGCUGGAGGACAGGAAGGCAGUCCCAGCAGGAGCUCAGGCGGACCCCCAUCGCCAAAGCCGGCCCCCGGGCGCGGCCCUGAGUCCGGCUGGAGGAGGCACAGUUGCCAUGGCACCAGAGAUGCUCCCCAAGCAUCCUCAUCCCCCGGAGAAAAGGGGGCCCAGGGCGGACGCCUCUCUUCACGGCAAUCUGGCAGGAGCUCCCCUUCCUCUGCGGGCCGGUGCUCCCACCCAUCUCCCCUCAAAGAAGUUAAUCAAGGUUCGCUCGUCUCCCUCUGCCCGCCCACCCCAGCGUUUCCAUACGGUUUGUUCACAGACCCCUCCUAGGCCGGAGUUGGGGGUGGGGGGGGGGCGGUGAAUGCUCACUUACAUUGACCGCUGCGAGGGAAUUGUCCGCGGGUGCUGCCCAUCUUCAAAUCAAUGCCUGCCCAGAACAACAGAAAAGGCCUCAGAUGUACUGGUUUCCACAGAACCAUUGUUAGGCUUUUGUGAAGCAGUUUUGAACCUAAUAAAUAAUGUCAAAAGUCUC
Messenger RNA from Mustela lutreola (European mink), 1383 nucleotides. RefSeq names its product chromosome 8 C12orf42 homolog (gene C8H12orf42). The transcript has 6 exons. Lineage: Eukaryota; Metazoa; Chordata; Mammalia; Carnivora; Mustelidae. The record is from RefSeq and is a predicted model, not a curated record.